GUUAUCCAUUCUUUGUAAUCGUGCAUCAAUGCUUGAAAUACUAUCAACAUUCCCAAUCGAUUGAUGUAAUGUAUUACAAUUAUCAGCAUCGGAAUGAUCGAUUUCAUCUGUUAAUAAAUUUACGAUAUUAGCGUGAAAAUUGUAUAAUAAUGCAUUAAAUACGGUAUAAAGUGCUUUGUGUUCUGAAUUCAAAAGUAAUAUAAUAAUAUAUUACGCUACGUAGAAGAGAAACGGGCAUGUGUAAGUUGCAAAUACGUGAGCAUGAUAGCCCGUUUCUCUCCCAAGUGGCGUAUACAACUUUUUAUCAUACCACGCGUGAAGUAUGGCGUUUAACGCAUAACCUCACUUCUAUAGAAACUGCGACCCGUAGGCUCGUUUCUACUCGUUAAUUGCGGCCCGAACGAAGUAAAGGCCGUAACACGCAGACAGCCCUAAUCGAGAGUGAAAGCAUAAAAACGAGCCUACGCGUCGUCUUUUCUAUACGUGAAGAGGUAUGCGGCGUUUCUCUCCCUGGCAUCGUAGAGUAAACGCCAAUGAAACGGUCCAAGGAUAAUGACUAAUCGACCGUGUGAUAUUCGUGACCCGAAUUGUUAAAAGAGGAGGGAGAGCAUACUCGAAAAUCGUCACGCGCACUAUGAUAAAAAACGCUUAUAGCACUGCAAAAAUUUCUGGCCAGUUUUGCCCAGUUUUCCUCACGUAAAAUACCAUCGCUUAGCGACCAGGCCAGCCGGACUGGUGAAAAUUCUACCAGGGUAUUUUGGGUAAAAAACAUUUUUUUUCAAAUCGGGCUCUCUGACACGAAACACAGAAUUUGGACGAAUAGAGGUGGAACAGAAAAUAAACCAUGAACCAUACGGCAACAUCGCAACGACUUCUUUGUUCUUGGUUAUGCGGAUCCGGCAUCUUUAAGGUUUGAGGCAACAAUAUGGCUGUUUCACCAAACUACUUAUUUUCGUUGACGAAAAUGAAAUGUUUUGUCGGACUGUGCAGCAUUUAGAAGUCGAAUACUAAGAUAAUUUUUAUAUCUUAAUAACGACAGUCAUUUAACCGUAUCUCAAGAACAAGGACACCUUCAUGUUCUCGGAGUCCAAUUUGCAACCACUGAGAAACAAUGUCGCACUCCAGGUUUACAACACCAGAGGCGUACCCAUCGUCAAGUACAAUGGACGCAAUAACUCAUGCCAAAGUGAAAUUCAUAAUUGACAAUUAUAAAUGUCCAAAAGACCAAAAUGUCUAAAAGAUAAACCUCCAAAAGAUGCAAAAGAUUAUGAUAAGAAGUUUGUAUAUACAUGCUGGUACCAAGACAAUCGAAACUCAGAAUUAAGAAAGUAUGGUAUACAAAUAGGACAACUAUGCGAUUUUAAAGAAAGUCUUACACAAAAGAAUAGGGCUAUUUUCCUCCCGCUAAAAAAUAGCAUAAAAGACAGAUACAAAAAAAAGCACGAAAAUACUGAAGAUACUGAUAACAACGAAGAACCCGAAAGCUCAGGGGACGAAAAAACCGAAAGCUCGGGGGAUGAAGAAGUAAAAGCAAAAAACAAAGAUAAAGUUAGCGAAGAAGAAGAAGAAGAAACUGAUGAAGAAAGUAUCAACAACAAACAGAAAGUUAAACAGAAUAGACGCCAGUUAAAAGAAAAAAAACAAAUCGAACAAAAGAAAAUGUUGGAAGCAAAAAUGUUAAAACUGCAAGACGAAGCACCAUUAAAUAUGCCAAAAAGUAAACGCAAGAUAAAAACCUUGUAAACUAUGAUAAUA
This is a messenger RNA of Nasonia vitripennis (jewel wasp), 1755 nucleotides long. Its product is annotated as ATP-dependent RNA helicase MAK5-like. The record is from RefSeq and is a predicted model, not a curated record. Bases 1213 to 1743 code for a protein of 176 amino acids. The transcript is spliced from 6 exons. NCBI's taxonomy places the organism in Eukaryota, Metazoa, Arthropoda, Insecta, Hymenoptera, Pteromalidae.